Cololabis saira (Pacific saury) is the source of this 4634-nucleotide messenger RNA. RefSeq names its product contactin-associated protein-like 4. NCBI's taxonomy places the organism in Eukaryota, Metazoa, Chordata, Actinopteri, Beloniformes, Belonidae. The transcript is spliced from 24 exons. The record is from RefSeq and is a predicted model, not a curated record. Bases 36 to 3983 code for a protein of 1315 amino acids.
CAGCAGCAGUUUUUACCUGCAGCUUCCUGCUCUUCAUGCUGGAUAUGGGGACUAAAAGCGGCGCUGGGAUUAUCCGGGUGCUCCUGCUUCUCUGCUGCCUGGACGGGACGACCGGGGAAGAGGUGUGUGAAGGCCCGCUGGUGUCCAAUCUGCCGCCAUCGUCCUUCAGAAGCUCCUCCCAGCUGUCCAGCAGCCAUGCACCAGGCUUCGCCAAACUCAACAGGAGAGACGGAGCCGGAGGUUGGUCUCCCCUCAUCUCAGACCAGUAUCAGUGGCUGGAGGUCGACUUGGGAGAGCGGACCAAGAUCACGGCUGUCGCCACGCAGGGUCGCUACGGCAGCUCUGAUUGGCUGACGUCCUACCUGCUCAUGUUCAGCGACACCGGACACAACUGGAAACAGUACAGACGAGAGGACAGUCUAGGGUCCUUUCCAGGUAACAGCAAUGCAGACAAUGUGGUUCAGUACAAGCUGCAGCAGCCAGCCAUCGCUCGCUUCCUGCGCCUCAUUCCUCUGGACUGGAAUCCCAGCGGGCGGAUCGGACUCCGGCUGGAGACUUACGGAUGUCCCUACACUUCGGAUGUGGUGAGUUUUGAUGGCAGCGGCGGCAGCAGCGGUCUGGUGUACAGACUGAGUCCAGGCUUGAGGCGGACGUCUAAUGAAGUUGUCACUCUGAAGUUUAAAACCCUGAGGAAUUGUGGGACACUGCUCGAGGCAGAGGGACGGGACGGAGUCAGCCUUCGUCUGGAUUUAGAGAAAGGACAACUACUGCUGCUACUUAGACAAGGUAGGACAUCGUCCUCUGAACCCCGACGUCUUGUUUCCCUCGGCAGCCUGUUAGACGAUCAGCACUGGCACUAUGUGGAAAUGGAGCGCUACGGCUUUCACCUUAAUCUCACUGUGGACAAGCACACGGAGACGGUUCAAAUCCCUGCAGAGCUCAGCCAUCUGGACAUAAAACAGCUCAGUGUGGGGACAGUUCAGGGUCUCAGUUCUCAGAAACCGUUCAUCUCUCAGAGGAACUUCCAUGGCUGCGUAGAAAACCUGCUGUACAACGGCCUCAACCUGAUAGACGUGGCUAAGCACAACAACCACAAAGUCACUGUUGUGGGCAAUGUGACCUUCUCUUGUGCCGAGUCAGUUUCCAUUGCCGCGACAUUCCUCGGACCCCGAAGCUUCCUCCAGUUGCCGGGGGCGAUGGCAUCAUUUUCAGGGGGUGUGACUGUAGUGUUUCAGUUCAGGACAUGGAACAAAGCCGGGCUUCUGCUCACUUUUGACCUCCCCCAGCAAGAGGGUGUGGUCUGGCUGUCCCUGAGUGAGGCCAGGCUCCGCCUUCAGAUCCAUAAAGGUGGCAGGGCCCUGCUCGAGCUCGCUGCAGGUUCCUCUCUCAAUGAUGGUCAGUGGCAUUCAGUUGAACUGAGCUCCAGACGAGGUCGUCUGACCAUUGCUGUGGAUAAAGAGGAAGGAGGCAGUGCUCAGGCCAGCCCAUCGUUUCAUGUCGCUGUGGAAGGCCACCUCUUCUUUGGUGGUUGUCCUGCUGAAGACGACAGUCAGGGAUGCAGAAACCCGUUUAGUGUCUUCCAGGGUUGCAUGCGUUUACUGACUCUAAACAGCCAAAACAUAGACCUGAUCAAAGUGCAACAAAAGCAGCUGGGAAGUUACAGCAACCUCCAGAUUGACAUGUGUGGAAUCAUCGACAGGUGUUCUCCCAGCCGCUGUGAACACGGCGGUCUCUGCAGUCAGUCCUGGACGGUCUUCCAGUGCAACUGCUCUGACAGCGGCUACAGCGGAGCGACCUGCCACAGCUCUGUGUACGAACAGUCCUGUGAAGCGUACAAACACAACGGCAACAUGUCGGGAUAUUUUCAUAUCGAUGUGGACGGCAGCGGACCGAUCAGGCCACAGCUGGUCUACUGCAACAUGACAGAGCAGAAUACAUGGAUGGUGAUCCAGCACAACAACACAGAGCUGACCAGACUUCAACCUUCUCUUGGCGUGGACCAGUUUUCAGUCCACUUCGCCUACAACGCCGGAGAAAAGCAGCUGUUGGCGCUGAUCAGCCAAUCGCAGCACUGUGAACAGGAGCUAUCGUACCACUGCAGGAAGUCUCGCCUUCUCAAUACUCCUGAGGGCUCUCCGUUCAGCUGGUGGUUCGGUGGUCCAGGCUCCGGCCGGGUCCAGACCUACUGGGGAGGAGCUCACCCCGGCAGCCAGCAGUGCGCCUGUGGUCUGCGGGGCGACUGUGUUGAUCCACAGCACUACUGCAACUGUGACGCCGACCGCAUGGAGUGGACUGAAGACUCAGGUGUUCUCACCCAUAAGGACAGCCUCCCAGUCCGGCUCAUGGUGCUGGGGGACAUCCAGAGGCCGGGAUCAGAGGCGGCCUACAGGGUGGGACCACUCCGAUGUCAUGGAGACACAAAAUUUUGGAAUGCAGCGUUUUUCGACAAGGAGACGUCGUACCUCCACUUCCCAACCUUCCACGGCGAGCUGAGCGCCGACAUCUCCUUCCUGUUUAAAACCACCGCCUCCUCUGGGGUGUUCCUGGAAAACCUGGGCAUCAAAGACUUCAUCCGCAUCGAACUGAGCUCCUCCACUCAGGUGGUUUUCUCCUUCGAUGUGGGUAACGGCCCACUGGAGGUUCACGUGGAGUCAAGUGCACCUUUGAACGACAACCGGUGGCACAGAGUCCGAGCUGAGCGGAACAUCAAGGAGGCCUCGCUCCGCCUGGACGAUCUGCCUGUUGCCACAAAGGAGGCUCCUGCUGAAGGCCACUUUCACCUGCAGCUCAACAGUCAGCUCUUUAUAGGAGGCACGGCGUCCAGGCAGAAGGGCUUCCGGGGCUGCAUCCGCUCUCUGCAGAUGAACGGCGUCCCUCUGGACCUGGAGGAGAGGGCGAAGAUCACGCCCGGGGUCCAACCCGGCUGCCCGGGUCACUGCAGCAGCUACGGCUCGCUCUGCCACAACCGCGGCCGCUGCGUGGAGAAGAGCAACGGCUUCCGCUGCGACUGCAGCCCGUCUGCCUACGCCGGCGUCUUCUGCCACACAGAGGUGUCGGCCAGCUUCAGGCCAGAAACCUCCGUCAGCUACACCUUCAGGGAGCCGUCAGAGCAGAGCAGGAACGGCAGCGCUCUGCCCUCGUCCAUCUACUCUGACGCAACGCUGAGAGGAGAGAACGUCUCCCUGAGCUUCAGGACCAACCAGAGUCCGGCUCUGCUGCUCUCCGUCAGCUCCCUCUCCAGAGAGUACCUGGCCCUGCUCAUCAACAAGCACGAAAAGCUGGAGGUGAGAUAUAAACUGGAGCAGGGUGGAGAUGCUGAAGUGCUGCGAAGCAGCGCGCGGGGCCUCGCCAACGGACAGCUGCACUCGGUUACCGUCAGGAGACACGCACACGUGGUGUCUGUGCAGGUUGAUGAAAACGCCAGAGAAGACUUCAGUCUGACAUCUGAUGUUGAGUUUAAUUCCAUCAAAUCGCUGGUGUUGGGCAGAGUGUAUGAGUCUGAUGACUUGGAUCCACACCUGGCCAGGUUAGCGUCUCUCGGUUUCGCCGGCUGUCUGUCAGUGGUUCAGUUCAACUCCAUCAGCCCUCUGAAAGCGGCUCUGCUCCAUCCGGACACCAGCCCCGUCAUCAUCACUGGACCUUUGACCCGGUCAAACUGCGGUUCUGCCGCUUCAGGCAAUCCCUACGAAGCCGAGAACACACACCUCCUGUCAGACCAGUCUGGUUCUGUGGGUUCAGGUCAACCUUUAGUCAAUGCCAUCAGGACCGACUCUGCGCUGAUUGGAGGCGUCAUCGCAGUUGUCAUCUUUGUGAUGGUGACCGGCCUGGCCAUCACCGCCAGAUUCCUCUACCGGAGGAAAGACACGUAUCAAAACCAGGAAGGGAAGGGAGUCAAACGGGAGGACAGCCCAGAUUUUCCUUUCAACGACCAGGCCGACUCCCAGAAUCCCCCCACGGAAAACACGAAGGAGUAUUUCAUCUAACAGGGAGCCUGAUGAGUCGAUGUGCUGCAGAUGUUUUUGAGCCCGAGGGUGCAGCUGGGAGUCCAGCCCUCGGGACCUUUGCAGAGCGCUUAGUUGGCCAUUCAGACGCUUCUUUAGCUGAAGCGGCUCGACAACAAGUUGAACGCAAAGAGGAACAAUUCACAUGACGUUGUGUUUUUGUUGCUUUACUGUAAAUUGUGAAUAUACUGAUACGAACAAGCAACGGUGUUGAACUUCAAAGUGAUGAUACUCGUGUUUCAGCAACUGUGAAUAUUCAGAAAUUCAAAUGUUGGAUUUGUGUCUUUACAAAAAGUCUCUUUGUCACACUGUAAUGUUUUAUAGAAAGCGAUAGAGCUUUGGAAAGUCUUGUUGUGUGUGGGCAGAGGAAAAGUGAAGCAUCAUUUACAGCCCGACAGGAUGUUAUUGUAUUCCUUUGGGAGGUUUUUACCACGUUUUUCAAGAUUUUCCAAACCAUCGAUAGGUAUUUUCUCUUUAACUGUGAGGUUUAUUUCUCUCUCUCUCUCUUUUUUUAACCUUUCUAUCCACUUCCCUCAGUUGGGUUCCAUUUGCACAAGUGUUUUCUGUCGAGGUAUUUUCUUCCAUCAUAAAGUCAUUACAAAAUGAUUCUGAGAAUGAAUUUAUUAUGUUUUA